Punctularia strigosozonata HHB-11173 SS5 is the source of this 492-nucleotide messenger RNA. RefSeq lists its product as uncharacterized. The annotation marks the transcript as partial. Lineage: Eukaryota; Fungi; Basidiomycota; Agaricomycetes; Corticiales; Punctulariaceae. The transcript has a single exon. The record is from RefSeq and is a predicted model, not a curated record.
CCGGAGAAUGAGCUCACAAAUGAGCGGGCACUAAGAACGAUCGCCAGCCAUGCAUACCUUUUCCGCAUUGUAACUCCCGUCAAUGUUGACCUGUUUGAAGAACUGCUUGCAACCCAUCCGAAUCAACCCUUCGUCGAGUCAGUUGUACACGGUUUCCGUAACGGUUUCUGGCCUGCGGCCAACACAAACGACACCUCCCUACCAUCAACGUGGGACAAUGCACACCGACCACUACGUGAUCCCCGACACGUUCAAUUCCUAGCUGAAUAUCGCGACAAGGAAGUGGAGAGUGGACGCUGGUCUAUGGCUUUUGGCACCGAGCUGAUGGACGGCAUGUACAGCAUGCCGAUUGGGGUCGUCCCGAAGGGUGAGAACUCCUUCCGACUGGUCAACGACGACAGUGCGGGAGAGUUUUCUGUGAACGCGAUGAUACCAAGGGUUCGCCCCUCGAUCCCUAUGGAUAAUGUUAUAGACCUGGGUGCAAUACUGCGG